AUGUCAACGAGGAACAAACGUGGUAAUCCUUCUUCUUUCUCUUCAUCAUCCUCAUCCAACCAACCUUCUUCUUCUUCAAAUAAACGAGUCACCCGAUCAUCAGCCAAAGCAGCGCAACAAGGCUCUUCCUCUUCUUCCUCCAAUCCCCGCAAGAAGAAGAAAAUCAAGAUGAGCGUUCACCAGCCAAUGUCAUUGAUGACUCGGAUGACGAAUUUGAAGAUACCUUUUUCUCAGUCGAUGGCUAGAGCGAAGCAAGUGGGACUUCCUUCUCCAGCCCUCACCGAAGAAGUGUCUUUCGGAAGGGCGGGAUGGAAGCGGGAUUAUGGGUUGUGCAAGGCGAAAUGGGGAGUACAGGGAGAAGUGGAGGGGUAUGCGGGGAUGAUAGGCCAGGUGAAAAACCUCAAGCUUGGUGAUUCGGACGACUCGAUAUCCUUCGAAUUGAUUUACGAUGAUAUAGAUUCGAGGGAGUUCAGGUUUAACCUGGACUUGGUGUUUCAAGACCUCAACAAGUACCCCGCCUCGUAUAGGCUCGUCGUUUUCUCCUCCGAUCCCCUCCCCAAACGAGCCGACACUUCCUUUUCGCGCUUCGUCGAAAUUUACGACCUGGAGAUUCCCUUGCUCCUUGAAAAGCUCCUGGCUUCUCUCCAAGGCGACGAUGAGGCGACAGGAGGAGCUCCAGGGGAUUUUGACGAAGGGGAGCUGGAGGAGGAUGAGGAGAUAAUAGAUGGGGCGGAUCCCUGGGCCGAAGACCCCGGAAGAGGGUUCGAAACCGCCAAAGGGUCUGAUGGGGACCUUGGACCUGGAUGGAUACAGCUGAAAGAUCAUUUCGAGCAAGCACAGAAGUGGGGUUAUCGACCAGGACUGACCAGAGUGUCGGAUUUCUGGGUUGUGUCAUACUCGAUACCCCACAAGAACCUCCCUAUCGACCCGAACGUUCUCAGCAUGUGGGAUGAUGGACUAGUAGACGCCUGGAAGAAAGAUCAAAGGUUAAUAUUGAUGAUGGGAACUGAUACUUAUCCACCGCACUUGGAUAAAAUGAAAUAUUGGUUAGGGUUUCAUCCAAAUUAUAAACCGCCUCCAGAUGUGAUGGUUUCUACUACGAGAGGACACGGCAUGCCAGGGUUUUACCUCUCUGCACCGAUCUUGAACUACCUCAAGUCGUUCGGAAGAUGCUACAAGCUUCGAACAGCCUUUGGAUUGAAUUGGUGCACGGCUGAUAAAAUAGGUAUGGACGAAGAAGCAUCUCGUCAAGUGUUCCAGUACAAUCAGAUCCCCAAGAAUAUAGGUAAAGGAGAUGAGGAUGAUCCUGUUGUCAAAGGGUUCGGGAGAAAUAUCCCCUUAGUUACGUUCAGUUGGGUAUUGCGAAGGUUCAUGGAGGCUCCGAAAUACUGCUUGAACUGCGGUCUCGAAGUCAAGCUUCCAUCUCUCCGACCCUAUGUUUACGAUAAACCCCUUUGCAUCUACGGUUUCAUGAGCUUAGGUUUAGGUCCCUCUGUCGAACAUACAAUUGUCACGCACCCAGCUGUCGUUGACGUGCUUCUAUCGUUCGCCCACUGUGCAGCUGCUUCCGGGGCGCAAACGAGGAUGGAACUACCUUUACAUUUACAUAUCGAAGUCCCUCCUGAAUUCGGUAUCGCCCAUUCUCAACUCCUAGACGAGUUAUCCGAUCUCGAUCAGCGUCGAGCUCUAGCCUGGCUCAUCCAACAACUACCGAAAGUAUCCGAGAUCAAGGCUCAUCUCGAAGGUGGUGGAAAGCUGAAAUCGAUCGAUGCGCCCUCAGGAUCGAUAGGAGUCUUGAGAUGGUCGGUAGGGUCAUGUAGAGCCUAUUUGAAAGAGACAAAACCCGGUGAAGGGGUACAAGAUAUCAGCUCAGCCUCGACGACCGCUCCGUCGCAAGUCACCUAUGGAAGUUUAGGAGGAGAGUUGAAACAAUUCACGUUCGUCGUUGGAUCGCCUGAGCAGGAGAGUGAUUUCAAGAAUGAGAUUGAGUUGGCGAAGAAGGAGAAUAAGAAUUGUAAGGCUUACUCUACGCUCUUAGCGUUUCACGGUUCUGGAGCUGAACGAUGGCAUAAUAUUCUGCGAACCGGGCUGGAUUUCUCUGAAACUAUUAACGGAAGGGCAUACGGCAACGGAGUCUAUUUCGCUUCUGACUCGGGAACGUCUAUGGGAGGGUAUGCAAGAGCAACGGUUCACACCAGAGAGAAUGCGGAUUUCAGGUUGUCCAAAGCUACCGCACUGGUCGAGCUAGUCAAUGUACCUCACACCUUUGUCUCAUCAAGCCCAUUCUACGUUGUCAACAACGUGAAACAGAUCAAACCUUUCCUUCUCCUCGUACAAGGAAGCGAAACGACGGAAAACUCCGAAGAGGUGGAAGAAGAACGUAUCAAGAAAGCCAAAUCUUCCAAAGGAGCAUUGUUUAUUCAUGAUCCCAUGCUCAGAACCAGACCGACUCUGAGCACCAAUCAGCCUUUGGCAGUUAGAAUGCCAGAAAAGUUGACUCGAACGACGUUCAUCGAUGGAGAACCAAACGACAAAACCGAUCGUGAUAUCUUCAAUCCACCACCACCACCUCCCAAGCCCCAGAACACCUUCAAACCUUCACCACAAAGUCGAUACGCCAGAUUGGAAAGCUUGCCUCCACCUACUGAGACCAGUGUGGUAGCUAGUAAGGCUCUGGGAAAGGAAUUAAAAGCUGUCGUGAAGGCUCAGGAGGAAGGUGGAUUGCCGUUCUGGGUUAAUCCGGAUGUUGAGAGUCUCUAUUGCUGGACCCUCGAGCUUCACACUUUCCCACCCGACUCACAUCUGUACAAAGAGAUGAAGAAGCAUAACAUCUCAUCUAUCAUCGCUGAGCUUCGAUUCCCCGCUUCUUUUCCCCACUCGCCACCGUUCAUGCGUAUUGUCCAUCCUAGGUUGAUGCCGUUCACGCAUGGUGGAGGAGGGAAUAUAACAGGGGGUGGAAGCGUAUGUAACGAGUUGAUGACGGGGACAGGAUGGAAUCCUGCUUUUUGUACGGAAGCUGUUGUCAGGGAGGUUAUGACAAACAUGACGGAGACCACUCCUCCCGCUCGACUCGAUCCACGUAAUUGGAACUCACCCUACACGAUGAGAGAGGCUGUAGAAGCUUAUAAGAGAGUGGCUAAACAACAUAAUUGGGAGAUACCGAAAGAUUUCGAUAGGUUGACGGUGUGA
Molecule: messenger RNA, 3189 nt
Organism: Kwoniella mangroviensis CBS 8507
Lineage: Eukaryota; Fungi; Basidiomycota; Tremellomycetes; Tremellales; Cryptococcaceae
Exons: 16
Coding region: 1-3189 (1062 amino acids)
Molecular function (GO): NAD+ poly-ADP-ribosyltransferase activity
Source: RefSeq, a predicted model, not a curated record